Serinus canaria (Common canary) is the source of this 1590-nucleotide messenger RNA. RefSeq names its product receptor-type tyrosine-protein phosphatase N2-like. NCBI's taxonomy places the organism in Eukaryota, Metazoa, Chordata, Aves, Passeriformes, Fringillidae. The coding region runs from base 1 to 1590 and encodes 529 amino acids. The record is from RefSeq and is a predicted model, not a curated record. Gene Ontology annotation, cellular component: secretory granule. The transcript is spliced from 9 exons.
AUGGCCGCGCUGCACUCCUACAUCACCCAGAACCUGUCUGCCCAGAGCAGCGAGGACAGCCCUCCCAGCAGGACUAAAGGCUCUCAGGUUUAUGCUGAGAGGUUGUACUCCACGCAGGUCAGUCCUUUCGAUGGAACUUUUGCCAAAGGGAAAGCGGAAGAUUUCAAAAUGAGGAAGCUGUUCCAGCCGAGGCCUGGGCCUGGCGUGCUGAGACCAACCCCUGAGAUGCUGAGUCAUAAAUCUGCUUCCCAGGAUGACCCAAAGGACCCUCUGAGCAUCGUGGAUGAGGCACUGAUUAAAAAUGUACUGAAGGACCUAGAGAAACACCAAGUGAAUGUGGAGAAUCUCAGCUCAACAGAACUGGAUGAAAUCGCUGAUACUAUCGCCACUGCAGUCCAAAGUGUUGGCAUUCAGGAAGAAACAGAAAAAAAUGCUGGAAAAGCUAAUGAAGACAAAACAGAAGCACAAAUGAAGAAAGGAGAUGCUCAAGGAAGGGUGGAGCUUCAGACUGGAUUAAUGGAAAACAGUGUUAAUAUACCAGACAAUGGAGUGCACGAAGCCAGUGUGAGAAGUGAUAAAGAGGAGAACACUGCAAAACUGAUUAGAUUUUUGAAUGAGAAUGCGUUAGCUGAAAAGAUGCAUAAAGACCUUAUUCCUGAAGAACCUACAAAGACAGAAACUAAAAAAUCUGAAGAAACUGACUCUUCUUCCUCAGAAGAAACAAAUGCUGGUGUGGAAAAUGUGAAAAGUGAGACUUUCUCAAGGGAGCUGACAACUGCAAAGAACAGCGAAUCUGACUCCAAAGACCCAAGCCAGACCAGCUACUGGAUUAAGAAUGCUUUAAUUCAGGAAGAAAACUCCUAUGAAAAACCUCAGAAAAACACAAGACAAGGCUUACAACUUGAAGUGAAAUCUUCUCAGGAGGAAGAAUAUGGCUAUAUUGUGACAGUGAAAGACCCCCUGAGUGUGGAAAAGGGCUUGGAGUUAAUAAAGGAAGUGGCAGAUCUCCUGAAGCUGCAGAUGAGUGUCUUCGAUGAUGUCAACGUGCUGGGACCAGCUGUGACCUUCCGAGUGCGCUCAAACCUCCAAAAUAUUUCAACUGCAGAUGUUGCCAAAGAAGCAGCCAUAAACAAAGAGAAGCUUGAAAAAACAACUGGACUGAAAAUUCUGCAGACUGGUGUGGGGGAGACCCUCGACUCCCCACACGGUGGGGAGGAGGGAGCGCCGGCUAGCUGGAGAGCACAAGCAGCGGCUAGCAGCGGGGGGCACUGCCUAGGCGAGCCAGGGGCGUUCAGGCAGCGCCUUCGGCAGGCUGGUGCAGCGUUCGAGGAGCAGCUUUGGGUGAAGGAAGCGAAAGGAAAAGAGGACCUUUACUCCGGGAUGCAGUCCAGAGAGGGUUUAUUGUCUCCUGGGGGAGUCCGGGGAGCAAAGUAUCAUCUGGACUUGAGAUUGCAAACCCUGUGGGGAUGGAGGAGGGGGGAGUGGUUGCAUCUCUUCGUAAGGCGAAGUCUCUCGGCUCGAGUUCAGAGCUGCUGGGAGGGAGACGUGGUUGAUCUGCGGUGCGGCGGUAGACAGAAGGCGGAGGAGUAA